Cuscuta epithymum is the source of this 1579-nucleotide messenger RNA. Lineage: Eukaryota; Viridiplantae; Streptophyta; Magnoliopsida; Solanales; Convolvulaceae. The record is from the annotation of a GenBank genome assembly.
GAGAACAUAAAAUCAAGCUGGGAAAAUAAAAGGUGUCAUCACCAUCUGACCGGCCGUAAUGGAGGGGUUGAAAGUUGGAAGAUUUGGAAGACGGGAAUUGAAACAAACUUCUCUCCUUCAUAAAUAUGCUUUCCUAUUCAAUCCUUUCUAUUCAAUCACACAUAUGUUUCUCCCUCAGAGCUUACAAAUCUCAGACCAGUUUUUAUGAUGAAGAAAUAAUAAAUGUGCUGAGAGGAAGAAUCUCCCGCGCUCUGCCUCCGAAUUCAGAAAUAAUUCGAAUAAAAUAUGAAGACCCGAAGCAGCAGAAGCGGCAGAGUUUCCCCCAAAUGGAUCUUCGUCUUCUCCGUUCUCAGUUUCGCCUUUGGCAUGCUUUUUUCCAGCAAAGUAUGGGCUCCUCUUGAAAUGGAUGAUGGCCGGAUGAUGUUCGGCCGCCGCAUUAAACCAGAAAAGCUAGACGAUUGCGGCACAAAGGCUGAUCAGGACAACGAGAAAGUAAUUAGUGACUUCAGCAAAGUCCAGGAAACCAACCAAAGCUCCGAAAUUCCAUUUUCCAAAGCUCAAGAUGAGCUGUCAUUGUCCAAGAGUUAUGAGGACGAGGAGAAGACUGAGGAAAUCGGGACAAGGAAGAAAGCUUUUAUGGUUAUUGGGAUAAACACAGCCUUCAGUAGCAGAAAGAGGCGUGAUUCUGUUAGACAGACAUGGCUUCCUCAAGGUGAGAAGCUGGUUAAAUUGGAAGAAGAAAAGGGAAUUGUUGUGCGCUUUAUGAUAGGCCACAGUGCAACAUCCAAUAGCGUAUUAGACCAAGCAGUUGAUCUGGAAGAUGCUCAGCAUAAAGACAUUCUUAGGCUUGAGCACAUAGAAGGAUAUCAUGAGUUGACUGCAAAGACGAAGUCUUUCAUUUCCACUGCCUUUGCAAGAUGGGAUGCUGACUUCUAUGUCAAGAUUGAUGAUGACGUUCAUGUCAACUUGGGUGCACUUGCUGCAACUCUUUCCCGGCACCGCCUGAAACCCAGAGUAUAUAUUGGCUGUAUGAAAUCUGGACCAGUUCUUUACAGCAAGAAUGUGAAGUACCAUGAACCUGAGUAUUGGAGAUUUGGAGAUAUGGGAAAUAAGUACUUCAGACAUGCAACUGGACAGAUAUAUGCUAUCUCAAAAGAUUUGGCGAAGUUCAUAACUGACAAUGGGCAAAUUUUACAUAAGUAUGCCAAUGAAGAUGUAUCACUUGGCGCAUGGCUGAUUGGUCUUGAUGUUGAGCACAUCGAUGAUCGUAAUUUGUGUUGUGGAACCCCGCCAGAAUGUGAAUGGAAACUUCAAGCAGGGAAUGCAUGUGUUGCAUCUUUCGAUUGGCCUUGCAGUGGAAUAUGCAAAUCAGUGGAUAGAAUAAAGCAUGUUCAUGACAAGUGUGGGGAAGGUGCCGAGGCUCUCUGGGGUUACCACUUCUGAUGAUUAGUGUACUAUAUUCUUCCAUAUUUUAAAUAUAUACAAAAGGAGAAACCCUGGUCACAAUUUUGCAGUUCAGGUGUAUAAAAGAAAAGAAAAAAACCUCACUAUCAAAAUUACUCCACUGCAUUCAUAUUUG